AACAGUCGGCACAAAUUUUUAUCUGCUAACUACAAACAUUUUCCAAGAAGACAAAAAAAAUUAUAAUUAAAUGAAGUUGAUAUCCCUAAACCUAAACCUCUGAGUCUCCAGCACUUAUAAAUAGAGAAUCGGUGUCAGAGAUUCAUCAUCAUCACAAAUCAUCAUCCACAUCACAUAAACACAAAAUCCAAUUUGCAAUGGCGAAAAUCUCCAGUAUUCACAUUAUCUUCUUCGUGUUCAUCACAAGUGGCAUUGCUGAUUCCGCCACCGUGUUCACUUUACUGAACAGUUGUCCUUACACCGUCUGGCCGGGAACUCUCUCCGGCAACAGCGUCACCCUCGGCGACGGCGGAUUUCCCUUGACUCCAGGCGCUUCCGUACAGCUCACGGCUCCUACGGGAUGGUCAGGCCGGUUCUGGGCUCGUACCGGCUGCAACUUUGAUGCCUCCGGCCACGGUACCUGCGUCACCGGAGACUGCGGCGGCGUUCUAAAAUGUACCGGCGGCGGAGUUCCUCCAGCGACUCUAGCCGAAUUCACCGUCGGAUCAAGCAAUGCCGGCAUGGAUUUCUACGACGUGAGCCUCGUCGACGGAUACAAUGUCAAGAUGGGGAUCAAACCACAAGGAGGAUUCGGAAAUUGCAAAUACGCAGGCUGCGUCUCCGACAUCAACGAGAUUUGCCCUAGCGAGCUUAGGAUCAUGGAUCCGAAUUCAGGAAGUAUCGCCGCGUGCAAGAGCGCUUGUGCGGCGUUUAAUUCGCCGGAAUUUUGCUGUACUGGUGCUCACGCGACGCCGCAAACUUGUUCUCCGACGUAUUACUCGUCCAUGUUUAAGAACGCUUGCCCUAGCGCUUAUAGUUACGCUUACGACGACGCUUCGAGCACUUUCACUUGUACCGGAUCUAACUACUUGAUCACUUUCUGCCCUACCCAGUCUUAAACCGGAGCUCCGGUUUAGAAUUGGGUUGGGUUUCUCUCUCUCACGUUUCUUUUGCUUGUUAUGUACGGAAAGAGAAAUAAAGAAAAGGUGAUGAGUGAUGAAUAUAAAUCAUCUUCUUCCAUUUUUUCAAGUU
Messenger RNA from Arabidopsis lyrata subsp. lyrata, 1071 nucleotides. RefSeq names its product pathogenesis-related protein 5. Gene Ontology annotation, biological process: defense response. The coding region runs from base 198 to 938 and encodes 246 amino acids. The record is from RefSeq and is a predicted model, not a curated record. NCBI's taxonomy places the organism in Eukaryota, Viridiplantae, Streptophyta, Magnoliopsida, Brassicales, Brassicaceae. The transcript is spliced from 2 exons. Gene Ontology annotation, cellular component: extracellular region.